AUGGCGCCACGCAAAGGCAAGAAGAAAGCUACCAAGGACGACGACGACUUCGGAACGUACAACGACCGGCUGAAGAACAAUACGCACGUCAACAAAAUGAUCGCGUCGUUCGAGAAGAACGGAAUUCAGUGGGGGACGCAGACGAACGCACUUCCCAUCGUCAUCGAGAGAUCACGCAUUUCGCCUGGGCAAACAUUAGAGGGCAGCUGGACAGACUCCACGACGUUAAAGGAAGUGAAAUUCAGAGAUCAGGAGCCACUUAUCUUCGCAUCAGGUCAGCAUCGUGUCGCUGCAUUGAAGAAAUACACAAAGAGAUUCUCGGACGAAGCAGAAGAGCUUCAAGCGCGACUUACGCAUCUGGAGGGAGAGGAGAGUAUAACGAAGGAGGAGGCAGAGGAGCAUGCAGAUCUGCGCAUACGACUUGGGGAUAUCAAAGGCCACUUGACCAAGACAGGAAUGUGGGGAGUCGUCCUCUAUGACAAAGUCAAGGUCAAAGUGGUCGCCCUCUCUCAUCAACCUAGGGCUGACACACAAUUUGUGCGCGCCCUCAGCAAAACCCAUGCCGGGCUGCCCAAAGGUGAUGGCAUGUCAGCCAAAGUCCACAGGGGAAGUCAAGUCAAGUCAAAGUCAAGAGAACCAAAAAGCGAACAGUCCAAGGGAAAGCCAAGAGAUGUGACGAUCGAUGAACCAAAAGUCAAAGAGAGUCGUAGAUCAAGGAACCAAACAAAAGUCAAAGUGGAGAGAGAUGAAAAUCGAAGAAUGAGAGAGGCAAAGGAAACAGUGAAAUUGAAAGCGAAGAGAUGGAACGAUGAACCAAACGUCAAAGUGAAAGUGAAAGUCAAAGAGAGGGGAAUGGAGGAGUCCAGAGAUAAGAUAAUGAAGGAAUGA
Messenger RNA from Suillus plorans, 888 nucleotides. RefSeq lists its product as uncharacterized. The record is from RefSeq and is a predicted model, not a curated record. Lineage: Eukaryota; Fungi; Basidiomycota; Agaricomycetes; Boletales; Suillaceae. The transcript has 4 exons. The coding region runs from base 1 to 888 and encodes 295 amino acids.